Molecule: messenger RNA, 607 nt
Organism: Penaeus chinensis
Lineage: Eukaryota; Metazoa; Arthropoda; Malacostraca; Decapoda; Penaeidae
Exons: 3
Coding region: 172-603 (143 amino acids)
Biological process (GO): positive regulation of plasminogen activation
Cellular component (GO): plasma membrane
Source: RefSeq, a predicted model, not a curated record
ACAAUGUGUUGUGAUAAGGAAUUACGGUGAUUAGAAAAUAAAACUGUGUGAUUAUCAUAGCUUACGUAACUCUAAACACAAUUGAUUAACGUCACGGGAGUUCAUUGUUUCUGUUAUCAGCAUUGUUCAAAUUCGUGCAAAGAGGACUACCGGAAUAAACGUUUCUCGACCAUGAUCAUCACCCAAAGCAUGAAGAAGGAAAUGGCCAGCCGGCAGCAAGAGGCUGCCCGAAGGAUGGCGCAGAGGCAGAUGGCGCUGCAGGUAGCGUCGGUGCGAGAGCGCCUUGAGUGGUUCGCGCCCUUCUUGCUCUCAUCAGCGACGUUCCUGCUCCUCGGUUACCGCAAGACCCGGAGCUCUGUCGUGCUGUACCCCUUGGUGCCCAUGUGCUUUGCCCUGGGCUAUCAGGUCGAUUUCGCUUUCGGAAACAAGACAAACAGAAUUAAAAACAUCGCGGAAGGUAUCAUGAGACACGAGGGACAACUGAUCCAUGUGCCCGAGUGGCACUACAGCGAUCCCCCUCAGGCAAAAUCACGGUGGGCGCCCCUCUUAUCAAACCCCGACACGCCCACACCCGGGGCACAAGCCAAGAUAAAAGAAUCGUAAGCCU